AUGCCUCGCAUCACCAGACAGUCCACCGGCCUUGCCCUAAACCAACCAGGCAUUCAGAUAUUCUCCAAGGCAACCAAGCCUGGUGUUGCACCGCAACUUCCUGCCAAAAAAGCUAUCUCCCUUCCAGUCUCACCAUCCAAGAAGCGAAAACUGCAGGAACUCGAGAAUUUCGACAGUGCAACUGUGACCCCCGUCGAGGACGCCCAAACCCCUUCCAAGACUCUGAAGCUCAGCCAAUUAUUCGUGUCUUCCCCGCGGAGUGGUCACUAUGCCACCCCGAAACGAACCCCCAGUCGACGCAAUCAUAUUUCUGUCAAUGUUGAAUCCCCCCUGACGCCCAACACUCCCUCAAAGCAACGCACCUUGAAUUUUGCCCCGAUACCAAAAGAACCGAAACUUGCACCUCGCGCCCCCUGUGUCAAUGAUUUCUUGGAUCUUCACUCUGCUUUUGUCCAGUCUCUCUCCGUUCACGCUGCACACAACGGCCCGUCGACUCCCCCGGAUCUCCGUGAAUUUCUACCCAGCAUCACCCGGAUAUGGAAGAAGCGCAAGGUGCAGAUCAAGGACCUGCAACGCCUCGUGUGGGUUUGGGACCACAGUUUGAUGGCAAAGGACACGUCUUACCGUCUGGCGAACUACGGUCUUGGAAAAGUGUGCCUCGAGCGGACUGGGCAGAUGGAUCAACCUGCCGUCUUGCAGGACUCGUUCGAACAGGCAUUGGACCUGAUCUGGGAGAAAUCCGAAGAUACAUUGAAGAUUGCAACCGAGGAAGAACGUCCAUCAAUCUUUCUCGAGACUUUGGGUCUUGCAACCAUCCAUGAAUCACUUACCCCUUUCACCGCAUUCCACAAGGGCCAACAGAGACUCCAGGAUCUACGAGGUGGUGUUAUUCGCAUGAAGAAUGAGAAGAUGCUAUCGGGAAAGGAAAACAUCGGUCCCAAGACAGUGGCCGCAACCACCAACCGCCGCCAGGGCCUACUGGACCGCAUCAAGGGCAAGCAGCUGCGUCAGUCCAAGCUCCCGCCUCCACCGACCAAGACUGAAAUCACUCGUAUCUCCGCUGCCGACCGUGCGGAGGAAAUUGCUGGUAUUUUAGGCAUGCUCCGCCCAGCAGGCUACGUGGGUACAGGCAUAAAAGCCAUGCUCGCCGUCCAACGCAAACCAUACAAGCUCGAGACGAUCGUGCAACACAUUCGCGAUUCCGUCCGACAUCCCGUCCCCCAAGAUGAAGUGGAGAUGUGCAUUGAGAUCCUGGCAGAUACCCGCGUCGCAGGUAGCUGGGUCAACCUCGUUACCAUCAACGAUAUGAAAUCCGUCGUUUUGAAGUCCUGCAAGGAUAUCGCCGCCAAGGACCUCGGGGCCAAGGUGGCUAAGUUGAAGGCUGACUGGGUCAAGCCUGCGUGUGUCCAGACUCCUGUUAUAAACAUUUGA
Penicillium taxi is the source of this 1431-nucleotide messenger RNA. Its product is annotated as DNA replication factor Cdt1 C-terminal domain-containing protein. The transcript has a single exon. Bases 1 to 1431 code for a protein of 476 amino acids. Lineage: Eukaryota; Fungi; Ascomycota; Eurotiomycetes; Eurotiales; Aspergillaceae. The record is from RefSeq and is a predicted model, not a curated record.